AUGCAGGCCGCUGUGAUGGCACAACCCUCACAGGUCCCGUCCUACGGUGGUGCAAUGCCACUGCCCGUCCGCCGCAAGCCUAUAGCAAAUCCCGGUAUCGCGGUGCGACCGCCGCAGGGACAGUACAGCGACGGCCAGAUGGGCCACUCCCGCACACGAACAACCUCCUCCGGCGUCUUCCCCGUUGCUCCUUCGCCCACUGCCUCCACCAUGAACUCGCAAUAUCCCCAGUACCCCUCGCAGUACCAGAGCUCUCUGCGCCGCACGCCCACGUCGUCGACCAGCUCGACCACCGGCACGCCAAACCGCUCCAACAGCGGUGCCCUCCGCCGCUCUUCGUCCACUCGCUCAGGCACCUCGCCCACCUCCUAUGUCGCCCUCAUGCGGAAACAGAAGGCCACGGUCUGGUGUGACAGGGCCCAGUAUGAGGACCCUCGCAUUCAGGCCCAGCAGCGCCAGGCGAGGAUGCGAGCAAACAUGGAAGUCGCUGGCGGCAAGAACGCUCCUGCACGGGGUCCUUCAGGCAGCUCAAGCAUGGCUGCCGGCGUGCGAUCCAAGGUGCGCCAUCACGGUGCCCCCAAGGCUACGUUGUAUGCGCCCACUACCUACACCGGUACGGGCGUGCCCAUGCGCCUGAGCGCCUCUGAGGUAGACGAGGGCGACGAUGACGACAAUGGCUCGAUUGGAGGACAGUACCACCACCGCACCGGUUCUGGUCGCAGCUCGCUAGGCUCAGGCCGCCGCAUCUCUUACGCCAACCCUGCCGGUCGCAUCUCCUCCAACUCCUCACCUCCGCAAAAUUCGUCACCAGACGAACUCGGCGACCUGGCUGAGGAACCCACACCGAACCCGAACUACGAAGCGAACGACUACUUUGUUGAGAAGACAAAGACAAAUCUCUCCACCGGCAGCGGCAGUAGCGAGGAACGAAACUUUGGCGCCGUGGCCCCAAUGAAGUCACUGCCGAAGCUCGAAGUUAUCAAGAACUCUGAUUUGAUGAGAAAGGGCAGUGUGGACGAGCGGACAACGACGAUGAGCAACACGCGUCUUUUCAUCGCCAAUCCGGAUGCGGAUAGCGACUAA
Messenger RNA from Macroventuria anomochaeta, 1083 nucleotides. RefSeq lists its product as uncharacterized. NCBI's taxonomy places the organism in Eukaryota, Fungi, Ascomycota, Dothideomycetes, Pleosporales, Didymellaceae. Bases 1 to 1083 code for a protein of 360 amino acids. The record is from RefSeq and is a predicted model, not a curated record. The transcript has a single exon.